UUACGAGAUAAUAUAUUUUUACAUACAAGUUUUAGAUUUAAACAAGUGGAAUUAUUGUGAAUAUUGACUCCUCUGUCAACUUGGAAGAACAUAAGACAUCAGCUCUCCCCUCUUCAGGACAACCUCUUGCUGUAGAUCCACAUCUUGACUCUAGAUGGCGUUCAUGUGCAGACAGGUCACCGGAACAAUUGCCAGCUGCACCGGUUGGGUCGGCCUCAUAGUUGCCACAGCGACCAACGACUGGGUGCGCACAUGCGACUACAGUGUGGCAACAUGCGUGCGCAUGGAUGAACUCGGGUCCCGUGGUCUCUGGGCCGAGUGUGUGAUCUCCCCUGCGCUGUACCACUGCGCCGCACUCAACCAGAUCCUCUCACUGCCAGCGUACAUCCAGACGUCUCGAGCCCUCAUGAUCACGGCCUGUUUGAUAGGGCUACCCGCUCUGCUGCUCCUGCUCAUGGCCAUGCCCUGUGUGAGGCUCCAGAACGACACCUCCACCAACAAACUGCAGCGCUCACGGAUUGGAGGGGUUCUAUACAUCAUCAUGGCCGUGUUUGGGAUCGUCUCCACAGUCUGGUUUCCAAUUGGAGCGCACCAAAACGAAGGUGUGAUGUCUUUUGGCUUCUCCCUCUAUGCCGGUUGGGUCGGGGCUGGGCUCUGUCUCCUGGGUGGGAUCAUCAUCCUCUGUUGCUAUGGUGUCGACCCCUCACUACCGAGUCGCGAUACGAGUUUCUACUACUCCAGGUCCCGCGGCAUCGCCAUACCAUCUGACCAGCCCGCCAACCAUGCCAAGACCGCUCACGUCUAAUGCAUUUACAACAGGCAUGAGAAGUCCCCUACUGUGAGGAGAACCAACACUAUUUAAAGGUGCACUAUGUAACUUUUCUGGUGGAAGAUCAGCCACCUGCUUGCACCAUGUUAUUGCUUUGCCUGGAAUGUUCCACUGUAUCUGUUUAUCUAUCUGUUAAAGCUACCAGGCCAAGUCACAGGUCAGAUCUAUGGAAAGGCGAGCAGUAAGAUGCAUGAUUUUCAAUGUAUUACGUUAGCAAAGAAAAACACUAACUCAGACUGAAUAAAUUAGAUACGUUUAACACCAUGCUGUGGAAAAUUCCAGGCAAAGAAAUGGAAAAAUGUCCAUCAUUCAUUUCAAAUGAAUCAUAAAUAAACACAUUCAUUUUAGCAUAAAAAGUAAAACUGAGCUCAAUGUUCAAAACACAAUUUACACAUAACACAGUGGGGGAUCCUUGUGUUUUGUUUUUUUUUUUUGCAUAGUUGCCCCUCCAUUUUAUACAUUACAUUUAGUUGUGAGACAGUGUUGUUGUUGUUUGCUAUAAGUUGUUUUUUUUACAUAGAGACAUACAAGAUUCUUUACUUUCUUUUUCCAUAAUGUCUAACUGUUAAUUAUGUCAACUUGUAUUGUUUUAUAUUGUGACCAUUUUAUCCAAUAGUGCUAAAAA
Molecule: messenger RNA, 1454 nt
Organism: Periophthalmus magnuspinnatus
Lineage: Eukaryota; Metazoa; Chordata; Actinopteri; Gobiiformes; Gobiidae
Gene: cldn11b
Product: claudin 11b
Exons: 4
Coding region: 155-805 (216 amino acids)
Biological process (GO): bicellular tight junction assembly; cell adhesion
Cellular component (GO): plasma membrane; bicellular tight junction
Molecular function (GO): structural molecule activity
Source: RefSeq, a predicted model, not a curated record